AGGGGAGGGAGGAAAGAGGGAAGGGAAGGGAGAUAAAGCAAGAAGGAGGGAAGGGAGGGAAGGAGAAAAGCGGGAGGAGGGAAGGCCGGCAGCGCUCGGCGGCCCCGGUGCACGUCGGCGCCCCCUGCCGGCGGCCCCCCUCUCCUGCCGCAGGUGGGCUCCCUUUGGCUGAGAAAGCUGCUGACUUGUGCUGGCCCCGAGGGGGCGGGGGAGGGGCUGCCCUGGGCCCCAGCUCCAAGAAGGCGCCAGCGGCGCUCUCCGCGCUCCCCCCCCUCCCGCAUCCAGGGGGUCACGUCCAUGUUUCCGUGGCCCCGCCCUCCCACUCCUGCCCAGAAGCUCUCUCCGGGUCAGUGACCGGCCGCGGCCGAAGGGCAGGGACGCUUCCAGAGCCAGGGGCCGGCUCCCAGGGCCAACAGGCCGCCGCGAGGGGGCGCCGUAGAGCGCUUGCCCGCCCUGCCUCCCAGAGCGCUCUGGGCCCGUCUCACCACCUGGGCGCCGGACCUUCAAACCCAGGCUUUAGGAGGCUCCCGGAGGUCAGGGCUGGGAGGAAGGAGGGGCCGGCCCCGGGUGGGGAGAGGUGACUGGGGACCCCGGGACUGGGGCGCCAGGGACCCGGAUGUGGUGCCAGGGACCCAGAUGUGGCGCCAGGGACCCAGAUGUGGCAUCAGGGACCCAGAUGUGGCGCCAGGGACCCAGAUGUGGCGACUGCCCACGGUGGCGGGCAUACAGCCGGUGUCUCAUAAAUGUUUAUUAAAUGAUGGGAUCCAUGGAUGCGGGAAAGGCAACGCUGGGUCCUUCCAGCACCGGUGGUACCCUCUCUCCUCGGCAGACAAACGAUGGGAUCAUGUGACACUCCUGCUCAUCCCUCCCCUCCCAAACUGGAGGAACCAGUUCUUUGAACCCUAAUGCAGCUCCCACAGCCCUUCCCGGCUCCCCCAUCUUGGCGGGUGGGUUCAGGGCUCCCUCCCCUUCUGCCUCCUCCCUGGGCCGGGAUUGAGGGACCGAGGCGGCCGCCCCCGAGAGACUCCCAGCGGCCGCCCGGAGGGACCGCGGGCUUGGGCGAGGCAGCCGAGCUCCGUGAAUUGCCUGGCAACCGAGGGAUGAGGCUGCUCUGAAGGGGAGGAGGAGCUGGGUGCCGGCGGCUGGAGCUCGGCCUCCCCAUCCCUUCCCGUCCCUUCCCGCCGGCCUCUCCCUUGCCCGGAGCCAGCGCCGAGGAGAGGGCUGCCCCGACUGCAGGCGGCCGGGCCCGGGGCCCAGGUGAGUCGGCCUCCGUCCCCCCAUCCGAGGCAGUGGGCCCUCCCCGCCCCGGCGCCCGCCUUCUCUCCCCAGCCAUGUGGCUCCCGUCGCGCCGGCAGCUGUGCUGGGCCUUCGUGGGGGCCUCGCUGCUCUCGGUGGCCUCCUUCCUGCUGCACCUCCGCAGGGGCGGCCUCUCCCCCAGGUGGGUUUUCUCGGCUCUGUGCCAGCAGCAGUGUCCCGGCUUGACCCGAGUGGCCUUCUUCUGCCUGCCGGGGACCCCUCCGGCCGCCAACGGCUCCUCGGCGCCCCCCCGGCCCCGGGCCGGCCGCGAGCCGGGCAUGUGGACCGUCCAGCCGGAGGGGCGCUUCGGGAACCAGAUGGGCCAGUACGCCACGCUGUACGCCCUGGCCCGGCUGAACGGGAAGCAGGCCUUCAUCCUGCCCGACAUGCACGCCACCCUGGCCCCGGUCUUCAAGCUCACGCUCCCGGUGCUGGACGCCUCGGCGGCCUCCCGCGUGCCCUGGAGCCUCUACCCUCUCCGAGACUGGAUGGCCGAGGAGUACGGCCGCCUGGGGGACCGGGACGCGCUGCGCUUCACCGGCUUCCCCUGCUCCUGGACCUUCUACCACCACCUGCGGGCCGAGAUCCGCCGCGAGUUCUCCCUGCACCGGCACGUCCGAGAAGACGCCCAGGCUUUCCUGCACUGGGUGCGCCACAGCCGGGGCGGCGGCCCGGACCUGGUCUUCGUGGGGGUCCACGUCCGCAGGGGCGACUACGUGAAGGAGAUGCCCGGGCACUGGCGGGGCGUGGUGGCCGACGCGGCCUACCUGGAGCGCGCCCUGGCCUGGUUCCGGGCCCGCUACCCGGCCGUGGUCUUCGUGGUGACCAGCAACGGCAUGGAGUGGUGCCGAGAGCACAUCAGCCCCUCCAGGGGAGACGUGGUGUUCGCCGGCGACGGAGACGAGGCGGCCCCCGGCUCAGACUUCGCGCUGCUGACCCAGUGCAACCACACGGUCAUGACCAUCGGCACCUUUGGCUACUGGGCCGCCUAUCUGGCCGCGGGGAAGACCAUCUACCUGGCCAACUACACGCUCCCCGACUCCCAGUUCCUGAAGGUGUUCAAGCCCCAGGCUGCCUUCCUGCCCGAGUGGAUGGGCAUCCCCGCAGACCUCUCCCCGCUCCUGCACUGACGGGCUGCGACGCUUUCCCCGCCGCGGAGCCGCUCCCAGUAACGGCGAGAACCAGCAUCUCAGCGGGAGGACGAGAGCUCGCCCGGGCCCCGGGCCGCCCACGGUCACGUCCUUCAGGGAUGGGCCAGGGCUUGCUGCCCCCAGACUUGGGAUGGCUUUGUCUUCCCCAGGGGAGAGACGCUCAAAGCCCGGCGAGCCCUUGCUGGAUGCGAAGGUUUAUCAAUUCUAAGGCACUGGCUUGUAGGAGACUCGGGCUCCCAGCCUGGCCCUGGGUGACCUCGGGGAAGGGCGGCCUUGGCUUGAUCCUCAGUUUCCUCAUUUUGCAAAAUGCAGGUCUAUUGUUGAAGUCCUUCCAGGAAGAACCGGACUGUGGGACUCAGCCAUAAGAGCUGCAAACUCCCACACUUCUCGUUCCCUUUCACGGAGGAGAAAACCAAGGCCAGAAGAGACCGGCAGGAGCUGGCUAGCCCUAGAAGCAACAUAGAGACUCUGCGACUAGACCGGGGGGCUUCUCAGGCCCGUCACUGCCUCAGUUUUCUCACCUGUGCCAGGGAAAAGAAGGGACCCAGAGAACAGAAGCCAGCCUCAGCCCUACAAGGGCCCAAAAGAUCGGGGGAGAGAGGAGUGGUUAGCUUCCUGGAUUCAUCUCAGGGACUUAAAUAUUAGGAAACAUUGUAUUUAACAACAACAAAAAAUCGAUUAAAAAAAAUCCUUUGUAGAACUUUCUAGGCUUUAUUUUUUUGGGGGAGGGGGCGUUGUGAUGGGGGGGAGGUUUACUACUCCCAAGGGAGCUGGCCCUUCAUCCUCACUCAUUCCAAAUUUGGCUGAGCCCCAGAGGCUCCUGGGAGUUAGGGGUCCAGCCUUCUCUGGUCCCAAGGAGACCUGGGCUUCCAGAAUGCAGAGGCGGGAGAACUGGAAAUUCUAGUAUUGGCGGGGGCGGGGGCUCAAACGCUCGGUCCUGUCUGCACUCCCAUCCUCUCGGGGCCCCAGUGCCCGCCCGUCCGGGACCCUUGGGUCCCCUCCCCAUGUCCGCCCCUCUGGGACCUCCCCAACACCCUCCUGUUCUGCUCCGGCGCCCCUAGUCUUAAUGGGAAACGCACUGUACGGGAUAGACUGCAUCCCCCAGAAGCUCCCUAGGUUCGGAGUUCUCUCGGUCAAGGAAGCAACUGUCCCAGGGCUUGCUGGGAGUCGUAGUCCUAGGGCCGCACUGCUCACUCGGGUCGCAGUGGGGCGUGGGAGGAGAGGAGCUUGACCCGCUCCGGUGUUUCCCACGACUCCCAGUCGCAGUCCGGGAUUCCACGGCCCUAUGAGUCACAGAGAGGCGCCCCUGCCCACCCCCAAGGGAACCCACCAAUCAGCGUCCGAUAGAACGGGGGCGGGGAGCGGCGUCCGAGGUCCGUGGAGAAGGGAACGGUCCACAUGGUCGUUCUCUGACCUGGCCCGCAUUCCCGGAUCUCAAUAAGGGCUCGGAGAUCCUCUACGGCAGCUCGUCGACGAAAAGGGGAACUGGUCUGGGAAUAAUCUCUCCCCCAGCGUUCCUGGAAGCUGUGGGACUACACUUCCCAGCAGCGCCCAGGGAGCGGUGACCUUCCAGAACCACUGUGUCUGAGACGCGGUGACUUAUGGGUGAUGUAGUUAAGGCGGCGCGCCUGCAAGGUGGGUGGUGAUCUUCUGGACCCAAGAACUAGACUGAUCCCUCCAACCGCUCCCUCCCUCUUGGCAAUCCCCCUCGAAGACCUUCCUCCUGUCCUUCCCAGGAGCUAGGUGGAAAUAGGGCCAACCCAGCCCCGGAGUAACACCCCAGCCUCCAAUUUUACGGUGCUUUGGGAUCUUUUCCGUGUUUGAGGAUCACUUCCCAAAGGAUCAGGGGGAGGGAACUUCAGAAAUGCCUAGUCUAAUUCCUCCAAGAAUCUUGCAAAUGAGGAACCGGAGGAUCCAGAGAAAGGCCUCAUUCUAUUAAGGGGAACCCCCUCAGCGGGGGGCUUUGAGAUUUCUCCCAUCCUGGGGUCCCCUAACGUUACCUGGCUUCGGAUGGCAGUUAGCGCUUGGGGGUCCCGUGGAACUCCCAGAUCAGGGCUUUUGACCAUUGCCUUUAGGGACG
Messenger RNA from Antechinus flavipes (yellow-footed antechinus), 4527 nucleotides. RefSeq names its product fucosyltransferase 1 (H blood group) (gene FUT1). The transcript has a single exon. NCBI's taxonomy places the organism in Eukaryota, Metazoa, Chordata, Mammalia, Dasyuromorphia, Dasyuridae. Gene Ontology annotation, cellular component: membrane. Gene Ontology annotation, molecular function: galactoside 2-alpha-L-fucosyltransferase activity. The record is from RefSeq and is a predicted model, not a curated record. Gene Ontology annotation, biological process: carbohydrate metabolic process. The coding region runs from base 1332 to 2426 and encodes 364 amino acids.